GGGUUUUGGAGGGACAGCUGCUCAGCUCUAGCCUAUGUUGACCAUCUUGUUGCCGCUACCCUUCGGAUGAUCGUCCUACACACACAGACACACAGACACACAUCCAUACACCGAAACAGGGAGAUUCACCCCUUUACAUACACCCAUAGCGCUGAGCUAGUGAGUGAGACGGACACCACCCCUUGCCUGCCUCCCUACACGCACGCAUGGCGUCUUGUCCCUCCCUCCCUCCCUGUCUCCCUCUCAGUGUAGUAGGCCAUUCACCCCUACAGGUCUGUCUUACCUUCCAGUCGUCCCAGUCCCUGUCCUUUUUCUCCUGCUGUUCAUCCACCCGGUCAUCCUCCUCUUUGCCAUGGUCGUUCCCACUGCCUUGAGCCGCAGCCCCCGUGUAUGUUUGGACGAUGUCGCCACCUGGCUGGGCGCCCAUCUCAUGCACCUCGAUUGCCAUCUCCAUGUCGGCACACUGAGCCAAUGAUAUCGUCGGCAAACCUGUCAACCAACACGGUCACAUGCGGACAGACAGGCGACCAAGUAACUAAUGGUGUGUGCCCCUGCCUCCCCUCCCCUCCCGUGCCGUGCCGUGCUAAUGUAGUAGCGUACGGUGUGACGGUCUCAGUACCGCCUGCCGGUACAGCUGUCGCAACUCACUCGGCUGCCCCUGACAUGACAGCAAUCAAUAAAUCAGCCAGGCAGCAGGAAGAUACAGACAGACAGACAGGGAUUUUCAUUCACUAGCUAGUGCACCGGCGGCCCCGGAUCGGUCAGAUGCAGUCUGUCUGUCUGUCUGUCUCUGUGCUUGCUUGAGGCGUGGCUGCACACCAUGAGGCUUGCCAGCCCUGGGCGCUGCUGCGACGAGGCUGGCGCGGAUCUUGUUGGUUCCUGCCUGUGUUGACGGGCCUCCUGGACCUGCCGGCGGUCAGCUAAGAAGCGCUCCAGCAUCGGUAGCUCCUGCACAGAGACAACACAACACAACACAACCAGACAGACAGAGGGGUACAGCUGGCUGCACUGCACACUCUCUGGGGGGCCGGGCCCUUCAGUCAGUCAGUCACCCGUCUUAUUUGCUCGACCUCCGCCAUGGCGGCCGCCGCAGAUCUGACAGUAAGCCAGCCAUUUCAAUGAGUCAGUCAGCCAGGCAGCGAGCCAGCCAUCGGUCCCAUCUGUGUUGUGCACGUCCGUCUGCCUGCGUGCGGGUGUGGGUGUGGGGUGCCUCACUCACCUCUCGAGAAGGGACACAAGAAGCAGCCGUUCAUUUUCCUCGUCGACAGACUGCACAAAACAAUGAAUCAAUGACACAGACAGCAAUCCAAUCCCGUCCGUCGACCGCACCGACCAACAUCCUGUGUGGCUGUGACGAGAUCGGGUGGCUUGCCUUGCCCCAGUCGUGUUCGUCGCGUUCCCCGUGCGGGUCGGCCACCUUCUCCCUCGCCGUGCGCUGACGUAACGCAAACAAACGCUGAUCGAUCGCCCAGCCAGCCGAAAAUGCGGUGACCACACCCGUGGGUACAUACAGACAGACAGACAUGCAGACAGUCAGACAGUCAGUCAGACAGCCACCCACCCAUCCAUCCAAGUGGAAUGCACGCAAACAUCGCUGCCGGAAGCGUAUACCUGUAUCCGUGAAUCGAGCUCCUUCUGCUGCCGAUAGCGUUCAAUCCUCCUGGUCCUGGAAGGAAACACAAGAGCAGUCGGACAGACAGACAGACAGACAGGCAGACUGACAGGUAUCAAGGGAGGCGUACGUACGUGAUUUCCCGCCCCACCUGUCUGUUGCUGGGUCAGGGCGCGCCGGGUGAGGACCUUCUGGCUCCUCCUCAUUGUCGGCGCUUUGCAGCCACUGAUCCACACCACCCACACCCAAACUCUGCAUCCUUGCCAGAAAGCGAUGGAAAUACACCUGUGGCGCAGACAGACAGACACGCCAGUCAGUCAACCGAUGAAUCAGGUCGACUUGGUGUUGCAUUCUUCAUAGGAAUGUGACGUACGAGUGCGUCGUUGAGUGCAUCGAGUCGGUCGUCCACAUGAGUGACUUUGGUGGACAGGUCGCCCAGCACGAAAGGCACCAUGAGGUACUUGAGGGAUGCCGUACUGAUGUCGUCCAGCUCCUCGUUGUCCGACACGACAUCCAGCCCUUCUGCCAUCGCCGCCACUUGCCGGAACCGGGCCACCAGGCCCUCCAGACACUCGACACCAGAUACACCAGGUUGAUCUGUGACCGGCACACCACCCGACAGGCUGCUGUAGGCCGACAGGUACUCUGUGAAGGCCGCGUUAAAUGUAGCGCUCAACUCGUUCAU
Vitrella brassicaformis is the source of this 2297-nucleotide messenger RNA. The record is from the annotation of a GenBank genome assembly. NCBI's taxonomy places the organism in Eukaryota, Vitrellaceae.